CAGGAGUGGGGAUCUGCUCUCCCUCCAGGACUGGUGGAAGGUGGAGCAUGAGGAUCACCAGGGCUUCGUGCCAGCUGUCUACGUCAGGAAACUGGCCCACGAUGAGUUUCCUACACUCCCACAGCGGUGGCGAGAAGAACCAGGCAGCAUCACCCAGCGGCAGCAGCAGAUUGAGGACCAGUAUCACUCUCUCCUCGACCGGGCAGAACAACGCAGACGUGGUCUGUUGCAACGUUACAACGAGUUUCUGCUGGCCUAUGAGGCAGGCGACAUGCUGGACUGGAUCCGAGAGAAAAAGGCAGAAAACACUGGCAUAGAACUAGAUGACGUGUGGGAGCUGCAGAAGAAGUUUGAUGAGUUCCAAACGGAUUUGAAGACCAAUGAGCCUCGACUGAGGGACAUCAACAAGGUAGCUGACGAUCUGCUUUUUGAAGGGCUUCUAACACCGGAAGGAACUCAUAUUCGGCAGGAGCUGAACACCCGCUGGGGCUCCUUGCAGAGGCUUGCAGAGGAGCAGCGCCAGCUGCUGGGCAGUGCCCAUGCUGUCCAAAUGUUCCACAGAGAAGCAGAUGACGUGAAGGAGCAGAUUGAGAAGAAGUGCCAUGCCCUCGGCGCUGCGGAUCCCGGCUCCGACCUGUUCAGUGUUCAGGCCCUUCAGCGACAGCAUGAGGGGUUUGAGAGAGACCUCGCACCCCUGGGAGAAAAGGUGAUCAUAUUGGGAGAGACAGCUGAGCGGCUCAGCGAGUCCCACCCAGACGCCACUGAUGACCUGCAGAAGCAGCGGACGGAGUUGAAUGAGGCCUGGGAUGACCUGCUUGGGCUUACAAAGGACCGGAAGGAGAAUCUAAGUGAGGCCCAGAAAUUCUACCUGUUCCUCAGCAAGUUGUUCCAAGGCAACUGUGACCAGGCAGAGAGCUGGAUGGUGGCUCGUGAGAAUUUCCUGCGGUCAGAUGAUAAGGGUUCCUUAGACAGUCUGGAGGCCUUGAUGAAGAAACGCGAUGAUUUGGACAAAGCAAUCGCUGCCCAGGAAAACAAGAUCACUGAGCUAGAGCAUUUUGCUGAGCGCCUCAUAGCUGAUGACCACUAUGCCAAGGAAGAGAUUGCUGCUCGCCUCCAGCGGGUGCUGGACAGGUGGAAGGCUCUCAAAGCACUGCUGAUUGCUGAGCGGACCAAACUGGGAAACUAUGCUGACCUAAAACAAUUCUACCGUGACCUCGAGGACCUGGAAGAAUGGAUCAGUGAGAUGCUGCCCACCGCCUGUGAUGAGUCCUACAAAGACCCUACCAACAUUCAGAGGAAGUACCUGAAGCACCAGACCUUUGAAAAUGAGGUGUACGGCCGAGCUGAGCAAGUAGAAGGGGUCAUCAACUUGGGGAACUCUCUGAUUGAGCAAAGGGCAUGCGAUGGCAAUGAAGAGACCAUGAAGGGUCAACUGGAAGAGCUGGAGAAACACUGGGACUACCUGCUUGAGAGAACAAUUGACAAAGGGCAGAAGCUCAAUGAGGCUAGUCGCCAGCAGAGGUUCAACACAGGCAUCCGGGAUUUUGAGUUCUGGCUCUCAGAGGCGGAGACACUGCUGGCCAUGAAAGACCAGGCCAGGGACUUGGCUUCCGCAGGAAACCUGCUCAAGAAGCACCAGCUGUUGGAAACAGAGAUGUUGGCCCGAAAUGAUGCACUGAAGGACCUGAAUGAGUUGGCUGCUGAUCUGCUCUCCAGCGGGACUUUCAAUGCUGACCAGAUUGUGGAGAAAAGAGAUAAUGUCAACAAGCGCUUCCUGGAUGUCCAGAAUCUAGCAGCUGCACACCAUGAGAAACUGAAAGAGACCUAUGCCCUGUUCCAGUUCUUCCAGGACCUGGACGACGAGGAGGCCUGGAUAGAAGAGAAGUUGGUGCGAGUGCAGUCCCAGGACCAGGGGAGGGACCUGCAGGGGGUUCAGAACUUACUGAAGAAGCACAGACGGCUAGAGGGGGAGCUGAUGGCACAUGAACCUGCCAUCCAGAACGUGCUGGAUAUGGCAGAGGGACUGGGAGACAAGGCCGCGGUGGGGCGAGAGGAGAUCCAGGAGCGGCUGGCGCAGUUUGUUCAGCACUGGGAGCAGCUCAAAGAGCUGACCAAGGCGAGAGGGCUUCAGUUGGAAGAGUCCCUAGAAUACUUGCAAUUUAUGGAGAAUGCUGAGGAAGAAGAAGCUUGGAUCAAUGAAAAGGAAGCCAUGGUUGCCCGAGGAGAUUCUGGGGACACGUUGGCUGCUACUCAGAGUUUGCUAAAGAAGCAUGAAGGCUUAGAUAAUGACUUUGCUGUCCACGAGGCCCGGGUGCAAAAUGUGUGUGCUCAGGGCGAAGGCAUCCUGAGUAAGGAGGAAAGUCGGCACAAGGAGAAGAGAUUUCCGCCGAUCGAGGCUUUGAACGCAAAGACGCCGUCUCUGGCCCAGGCCAUCGCUUCCUGGAAGUUGCAGUUGGAAGAUGAUCUGGCCUUUCAGGAGUUCAACUGGAAGGCAGAUGUGGCAGAGGCGCGGAUAGCUGAGAAGGAAAGAAGCCUGAAGAUCAAUGGCAACGGUGCAGACCUCACUGCCUUCCUCACUCUCCUGGCAAAGCAGGACACCCUGGAUGCCAGUGUGCAGAGCUUUCAACAAGAGAGGCUGGGUAAGAUAACUGACCUAAAGGACCAGCUGGUGGCCGCUCAGCACAGCCAAUCCAAAGCCAUCGAGGAGCGCCACGCUGCCCUGCUGAGGCGCUGGGAACAGCUGCUGGCAGCCUGUGCAGCCCACAGGCAGAAAUUGCUAGAGAAACAGCUGCCCCUACAGAAGGCUGAGGAGCUAUUCAUGGAAUUUGCACACAAGGCUUCAGCUUUCAACCACUGGUGUGAGAACGCUGAGGAGGACCUGUCCGAAAACGUGCACUGUGUCUCCCUGAAUGAGAUCCGCCAGCUGCAGAAGGACCACGAGGCUUUCUUGGCCUCCUUGGCCAAGGCCCAGGAAGAUCUGAACUAUUUGCGAGAGCUAGACCAGCAGAUUAAGUCCUUACAUGUGCCCUCCAGCCCUUACACCUGGUUAACCAUGGAGGUGCUGGAAAGGAUGUGGAACCACCUACCUGACAUCAUCAAGGAACGGGAACAAGAGCUGCAAAAAGAAGAGGAAAGACAGGUUAAGAACUUUGAGAUGUGUCAGGAGUUUGAACAGAACGCCAGCGCCUUCCUUCAGUGGAUCUUGGAAACCAGGUGUGCUAUGUUUCCGAAACUCAUCCGUUUCUUAUUUUCACUCCCCUCCCUAGGAGUGGUGCCCUGGGUGACUCUCUCUCUUCUCCUCUUCCAGAGGAAGCAGAAGGAGAUCCAGCUGAUGAAACGCCAGCUGACCAAGAUUGAAGAUCUGGGAGACAACCUAGAAGAGGCUCUGGUUCUGGACAUCAAAUACAGCACCAUUGGGUUGGCGCAGCAGUGGGACCAGCUCUAUCAGCUUGGGAUGCGAAUGCAACACAACCUGGAACAACAGAUCCAAGCCAAAGAUACUAUAGGUGUGAGUGAGGAGACACUGAAGGAGUUUAGCACAACCUAUAAGGAAACAGAGGCUGGAACUGGGGGAAACCUGUUUCUUCUCUGUGUUGAGAGGGCACAGUUCCUGAUCCUUUUAUCCGACAGGAAGGGCUAUGUCUCACUGGAAGAAUAUACCUCAUUCCUGAUUGACAAGGAAUCAGAGAACAUCAAGACCAGCGAUGAAAUAGAGAAUGCUUUCCAAGCUUUGGCAGAGGGCAAGAACUAUAUUACCAAAGAUGACAUGAAGCAGGCUCUCACACCAGAACAAGUGUCCUUCUGUGCCUCACAUAUGCAGCAAUACGUGGACCCACGGGCCGGAGCCACCCUGCUGGCUAUGAUUAUGUUGGCUUCACCAAUUCCUUCUUUGGCAACUGAUAAGCAAUUCUUACUAGAUCAUAUAAAAUCUUGGUUGUGGAAUUAUUGGGGAAUGAAAGAGGCGAAUGCACAGGGAAGAAAGAUAGUCGUGUGUGUGUGUAUUACAUUAAUUGCAGGACCCAAAAGAGAAACAACCUUCGGAGAUAUAAGGCAUUAGUAAAGUUGGAGAAGAGGAGACCAGGGGCUUAUUUUGCAUGAAGCUAAUUAAACCAACUGAUGGGUGCCAAGUUCUCUCUUUUCUAAAAAAUAAAUAAAAAAUAAAAAAAUUUAUUAUAGUGACAUUGGUUAAUAAAAUCAUAUAAAUUUCAAGUAUGCAAUUCUGGGAGACAACAUUUGUAUAUUGCAUUGUAAACCCACUGCCCAAAGUAAAAUCUUCUUGCAUCACCAAA
Myotis davidii is the source of this 4289-nucleotide messenger RNA. RefSeq names its product spectrin alpha chain, erythrocytic 1. Lineage: Eukaryota; Metazoa; Chordata; Mammalia; Chiroptera; Vespertilionidae. The record is from RefSeq and is a predicted model, not a curated record. Gene Ontology annotation, molecular function: actin filament binding. Gene Ontology annotation, cellular component: plasma membrane; cell junction; cortical actin cytoskeleton. Gene Ontology annotation, biological process: actin cytoskeleton organization.